Molecule: messenger RNA, 947 nt
Organism: Haliotis rubra (blacklip abalone)
Lineage: Eukaryota; Metazoa; Mollusca; Gastropoda; Lepetellida; Haliotidae
Product: glutathionyl-hydroquinone reductase YqjG-like
Exons: 6
Coding region: 1-456 (151 amino acids)
Cellular component (GO): cytoplasm
Molecular function (GO): glutathione transferase activity
Source: RefSeq, a predicted model, not a curated record
AUGAUUCUUACAGGUGUCAGUAUUCGGAAGUGCCAGAUCAACAAUGGCGUCUACCGCUGUGGGUUUGCCCAGAGCCAAGAGGCAUACGACAGCGCCAUCAUAGGACUGUUCCAGGGACUUGACCACGCUGAAGAGAUUCUCAGCAAACAGCGCUACUUGACAGGGAGUCAGGUCACGGAGGCAGACAUCAGACUGUUCACAACCCUUGUCAGGUUUGACAAUGUCUACCACACGCAUUUCAAGUGUAACCGACGUCAGAUUAUGAACUACCCCAACCUGUGGGGAUACACCCGUGACAUGUAUCAGCUCCCUGGGGUGGCAGCCACUGUUGACAUGGAGCACAUCAUGAAGCACUACUACAAAAGCCACAAGACUAUCAAUCCCUUUGGCAUUGUUCCUGUUGGUCCAAGCCCAGACUUCACAGCGCCCCACGGCAGAGCCAAACUAUCAGCGUAGGAUGUCAGAUGUUCCAUAAAGGGAACACAACACAAUCCUGAUGUUUGACAGACACUACACUCAGACUGAUUUGACACAAUCAGCCUAGCAUUCUCACAAAGGGAUAACAGCACUGAAUUUGUUCUCAUUCACAAUACUCCAUUCAGUUCAUAUAUACUGAUAUACUAAUAUACUCUGUGAAGGAGCAAACUUACUUCACACAUAAUGGAGAUUAUAUUUUGCAUAUUAGUUAGUUUUAUAUAUUUUUUACAUACAAAUCAAGCAAUUGUAUGGACACAUUUAUAUAUUCAACACUCUGAUACUAGGAUGCUACAAAUGAAACACUUUGUUUUUGUAGCUUUUUUCGUUGUUUUAAAUUUAUAUAUAUUUGUUGUUUGUUUUGUGUUGUUUUAAAUUACAUAUAUAUGGUUCUUCUUAACAGAUUAACUGUAAGAAGCCAAGUGGUUACAAAAAACAUCAACUGCCUUUCAAAAUAAACACAUUUCAACAUA